GUACCUCUGCACUAGCCAGGUUGGACAUAUGCAGAGAAAGGCACCAGUAUAUCUGGAUCAUCAGUGGUACAAUGUGUUAUAGAGGUGGACGAGCUUGCAGACUGAAAUGGGGAUCGUCCAGAUUGUUCCCUUCCCUGGACCAUAUGGUUGUGCUUUAAGAAGACCACAGGGAAGAACACAUUUUCUUCUUGCCACAAAAGUUGCAAUAGAAAAUCUGAGUCGGGUUGAAGGGCCAAUGAGUAUUCUCCUCAUUGAAGCAUUCUAUGGAGGGUCCCAUAAACAGCUGGUGGACCUGCUCCAAGAAGAAUUGGAAGACUGUGUCCUUUACACUCUUCCUGCAAAGAAGUGGCAUUGGAGAGCGCGGACAUCGGCUUUGUACUUCUCUCAGCACAUUCCCGUCAGUGAGCAUUACAGGACCCUCUUUGCAAGCUCAGUGCUUAACCUGACUGAACUGGCUGCCCUUCGCCCUGACCUUGGGAAGCUGAAAAAGAUUCUCUACUUCCACGAGAACCAAUUGGUAUAUCCUGUCAAGAAAUGUCAGGAGAGGGAUUUCCAGUAUGGAUACAACCAAAUUCUCUCAUGCCUGGUGGCUGAUGUGGUGGUAUUCAACUCUCUUUUUAAUAUGGAGUCAUUUCUCACUUCUAUUGGGAAAUUUAUGAAGCUGAUUCCUGACCACAGACCCAAGGAUCUGGAAAGCAUCAUCAGACCCAAGUGCCAAGUUAUUUACUAUCCCAUCAGGUUUCCUGAUGUGAGCAGAUUCGUGCCCAAGCAUAAAGCAGCCCAUUUACAGAAGAUGCUCAACCUUAAAGGAAACGGCGGUGCCGCUCCAUCCACGGCCCUUCCUUCCAGGCAGGAGCAGGGAAGUUGCGAGAAUGUGUUGGAUCAUGUUGAGCCAGAGUCUGGACCUUGUGAUGUGGCACAACAAGAGAGCCUGGGGAGCUCAUUGACGCAGGAGCCAUACUUGAAAACGUGUGACUCAUCAGAUAAUUCCAGCUCUCAUCAUGGGGAAAAUCAACAAAAUCCGUACGACAUUUUGAGUGGGGUUGAUGAUCAACAAAGACCAUUGCACAUUGUCUGGCCUCACAGGUGGGAGCAUGAUAAAGAUCCCGAGAGUUUUUUUAAGGUAUUAAUGCACCUUAAGGACUUAGGACUCAAUUUCCACGUAUCCGUCCUUGGAGAAACCUUCACAGAUGUUCCAGAUAUCUUUUCAGAGUCCAAAAAGGCGUUGGGAUCUUCUGUCUUGCAAUGGGGCUACUUACCCAGCAAGGAUGACUAUUUCCACGUACUGUGCACGGCUGAUGUUGUCAUCUCAACAGCUAAGCAUGAAUUCUUUGGAGUGGCAAUGUUGGAAGCUGUGUGUUGUGGUUGUUACCCACUUUGUCCCAAAGAUUUGGUUUAUCCCGAAAUAUUUCCAGCUGAAUAUCUGUAUUCUACACCUGAACAGCUUUCAAAAAGGCUCCAGAAUUUCUGCAGGAGACCUGAUAUUGUAAGGAAACAUCUCUAUAAGGGUGAGAUGACUCCUUUCUCCUGGGCAGCCCUGCGUGGCAAGUUCAGGUCCCUGCUCGCCACGGAACCAGGGGAAGGUUUGCGACAGAUGGGGCUCCCUCACAAACCCGCAGCCUAAGGCAGAGCCUGUAGAACUUUCCAGAGUGUGCCCAUAUUUACCUGAUCAGAGAGAAAAGAAAAUCUGCAGAGGAAGCCGAGCCUGGCUGCUUGUCAUAGCUGACACAGAGCCAUCUGCCACAAACCUGUGGCGGCUUCAGAUCUCCAAUCCCUGCCACCACCCCGACUCAAAUUAAACACAGAUUCCUAGAGACGUUAUGAUGGUUACACAUGUCCUCGGCAUCACAUGGAGGAGACUGUUCAAAAAAAAAUAUGUGGCCUGUUGUAUAACCGCGCUCAUGUAUCCCAUAUGUGGUGCCACAUUGAAUUUCCGGUUGAAUCCGUUUUUAUCCUUU
Molecule: messenger RNA, 1958 nt
Organism: Myotis myotis
Lineage: Eukaryota; Metazoa; Chordata; Mammalia; Chiroptera; Vespertilionidae
Gene: QTMAN
Product: glycosyltransferase like domain containing 1
Exons: 12
Coding region: 107-1624 (505 amino acids)
Molecular function (GO): glycosyltransferase activity
Source: RefSeq, a predicted model, not a curated record